AUGAGUAUUACAGAUGUAUCAUUAAACUAUUUCCUUGUAUAUAAUCCUAAACUUGGUUUAAAGGAGGGUACAGAACAUGAAAAGAUCCUCUUCUUUCAUCCACAACAAAACUUUAAUAUAGGUAUACAAACUAAUAUUGUUGGUUUAACUGAAGCUUAUGUAUUAUGUACAAAACAAUUCUCACCAGAUAAACCAUGUGAAUAUAUACAUACAAUGAAACAUUCAAUAGCAUUAUUACAACCAGAACCUGAUAUAUGGAUGGUGAUAGCAUUGAAUAAUCCAUCGGGAUCGGCAGAUGGUGGAAAAACAGGCAAGAGAGAAUACUUGGAAGAUGAAAUAGAUGAUAUCCUACUACAAACCAUUCUACAACAAACCUAUGAUCUAUGGAGAAUGUUUAAUGGUCCGAUGCAAGAUAUCUCUAAAAAGAGAUCACUCGAUAUACUAAAGAAACGAUUGGAUACUUUUUAUCGUCCCUAUCUUCAAUUGAUCAAUUUCGAACAACUAGACAUCUUUACUACAUUGGAUGGUAUUCAAUUCCUUCCGACCGACAAGAACGUAUUCCUAAAGAUGUUGAGUAUGGUCAAUGGAUGUGAAAUUGCAUUUCAAUCGGCAUGUCCAUCAUUUAGAUUUGCUGCAUUGUUCUUUAAAGAUCAUCUCAUGUAUGGCAACCUUUCACAACAUCAAACAAGAACUCUUAAUCAUUAUUUAAUUCAUCUCAUCAAAGUUGGUACCGAUCGUUCCUCUACCAAUUCAAUUAUGGCUACAAAUGUUGAUGGUGAAUUUAUUUGGGGUACUAAAGGACAAAAAAAGAAUGGAUUCUUAAUUGAACCAACAAAUAGUCCUAUUUUACCAUUGGUUUAUAUCGGUGAUACUUGUAAUUAUAUGAUUAUUUAUGAACAUAAAGAUACAGUUUGUAUAUUCCUAGUCGAUCAAAACGAUCUAAAGAAUAUUAAAUUGGAUGACAUCAAAACCUCACUUUCAGCUCAAAUCGAUUAUGUUUUCCCUGUUUUAGAUCAAAGAUAUUCUCAAAAAUCAUUUAUGGAAGAACAAUACAAAUAUAUAUUUUUCAAUCAAAUGAAUCUUGCCAUUAAAGCAUCACUCAAAUUAAAGGGAGGAGUUGAAUUGACAAAGGAAACAUUAAAGAUAUUAAAUGAAAUGCAUACAGACUUUGAAAGUAAUCCAGAGAAUAUAACAGAGGCAACAGUUAAAACUCAAAAUGAUCGUUGGAUCGUUGGAAGAAAGACUGAUUCAAGAGAAUUUUAUGUCAUUUUUGAUACAAAGUCUACUAGUCUUUUGGAAAUUAAUGAGGAAAUGAAAAACAUUGCAUCAGUAAUGUUAAAGAAUCAUUUCUUGGAUUAA
Messenger RNA from Cavenderia fasciculata, 1359 nucleotides. RefSeq lists its product as uncharacterized. Gene Ontology annotation, biological process: vesicle-mediated transport. The record is from RefSeq and is a predicted model, not a curated record. Gene Ontology annotation, cellular component: intracellular membrane-bounded organelle; Mon1-Ccz1 complex. The coding region runs from base 1 to 1359 and encodes 452 amino acids. Lineage: Eukaryota; Evosea; Eumycetozoa; Acytosteliales; Cavenderiaceae. The transcript is spliced from 5 exons.